Molecule: messenger RNA, 1449 nt
Organism: Conger conger (European conger)
Lineage: Eukaryota; Metazoa; Chordata; Actinopteri; Anguilliformes; Congridae
Product: renin-like
Exons: 9
Coding region: 1-1194 (397 amino acids)
Biological process (GO): angiotensin maturation
Molecular function (GO): aspartic-type endopeptidase activity
Source: RefSeq, a predicted model, not a curated record
AUGGUACUGCGGUGUUGGUCCGUGAUUGCGCUGUCACUGCUGAUGUCCACCGGCCAGGCGUUCAGAAGGGUGAGCAUGAGGAAGAUGCCCUCUAUCCGGCAGACGCUGCAGGACAUGGGCGUGUCUCCGGCGGAGGCGUUGGCCGAGCUUACCGGGGCGUCAGCGAACCACCCCGCCCCCAACAACAACGGCACCGCCCCCACACCACUCACCAACUACUUUGACACUCAGUAUUUUGGGGAGAUAAGCAUCGGUUCCCCACCCCAGACCUUCAACGUGGUGUUUGAUACGGGCUCAGCUAACCUCUGGGUGCCCUCAGCAACCUGCUCCCCUCUCUACACCGCCUGCUUCACGCACAACAGAUAUGACUCGACCAGAUCCCGAACGCACAUUGAUAACGGAACGGGAUUUUCCAUCCAGUAUGCCACCGGGAACGUGCGAGGAUUCCUGAGUGAGGAUGUCGUUGUGGUGGGCGGGAUCCCUGUUGUUCAGGUUUUCGCAGAGGCCACCGCCCUGCCUGCGAUGCCCUUCAUCUUUGCCAAGUUCGACGGGGUCCUGGGCAUGGGGUACCCCGACACCGCCAUCGAUGACAUCACCCCGGUGUUCGACCGCAUCAUAUCCCAGCACGUGCUGAAGGAGGAGGUGUUCUCAGUGUACUACAGCCGAGACCCAAACCACACCCCUGGAGGAGAGAUCGUGCUGGGAGGCACUGACCCGGACUACUACACCGGAACCUUCCAGUACCUACAGACCAACAGGGUGGGCAAAUGGGAGCUCAGCCUGAAAGGGGUUUCUGUGGGGGCGGACCUGCUGUUCUGCACCGAGGGCUGCACGGCUGUGAUUGACACUGGCUCCUCCUAUAUCACAGGCCCCGCCUCCUCCGUGUCAGUGCUGAUGAAGACGAUUGGAGCCACAGAACAGGCUGAAGGAGGGUAUACCGUGAACUGCAACCUGGUGAAAUCCCUGCCCAGCAUCUCCUUCCAGUUCAAUGGGGCUGAGUUUCCGCUGACAGACGAGGACUACGUCCAAUGGCAGUCACAGUUCGGAGAGGACAUCUGCACUGUCACCUUCAAGGGCCUCGACGUGCCACCCCCGACGGGCCCCUUAUGGGUGCUGGGGGCCAACUUCAUCGCCCGCUACUACACCGAAUUCGACCGCGGCAACAACCGGAUCGGCUUUGCAUCAGCGGUGUGAUGUCAGCAGUCCGCUGUCCAUCCAUUUGCUGUCAAUCUCUUUAUUAGAAUACGCUUCAUGUUUCACUUUCAUUUAAUAUCAAAUUGAGUUUUUAUAUCUGGGCUUUCCCAUGAAGCCUGAGUAAUGUAAACAGCCGAUUUAAUUUGUUAGUAGCAACUACACAAUAAAUAAAAAUCCAUUCUUACCAUAUUUUAUAGAGAAAUCAUAGAGAGUGAGGCACUUUGUUGGACACAAAUACAGAGUAUUGUGUAACUU